This is a messenger RNA of Loa loa (African eye worm), 420 nucleotides long. RefSeq lists its product as hypothetical. The transcript has 3 exons. The coding region runs from base 30 to 344 and encodes 104 amino acids. NCBI's taxonomy places the organism in Eukaryota, Metazoa, Nematoda, Chromadorea, Rhabditida, Onchocercidae. The record is from RefSeq and is a predicted model, not a curated record.
AAUUUCCAGAAACUGCUAAACUCGUAGUGAUGUCACCAUCUCGUUCAUCGUCAAUUCAUUUCAACAGGACUCUGCUGGGUACAUUAAUUUGUUGCUAUUUAUCGGCUGAUCACGUUACAGGCAUCAUCGAUGAUUCAAAUACCGCGAAAUUUCCCGUAUACAGACAAACUGGCUGUGGUUCGAAUGAAGGAUCAUCACAUCUGCGAUCUCUAAGAUCAGUUUUUGGGAUGGAUAGCGUUGGCCAAGUCGUGUAUCCACUGACAUCACGUUCCGCAGCUAUGAUAUCAGGUCGUGGGUUCCGGCCUGGUAAGAGAUAUGAUACAGAAAUCAUAUCUUUCAUGUGAUCAACACUAGGUUACAGUACCCGUGAAGAGCUUAUUGAUGAAAUAGUAUUAUGUAUUCAUGAUAAAAUGCUUUAAG